UCAUUAAUCAGAGUUUACCUGAGUGAGUGACUACAAAACAUAACACAAAAACAAACAUAAACAAAAACACUCUCUUCAUUAAUGUUCUGUUUUUCUUUUUUUUUAACUCUCUUCAUUCUUUUCUUCUUCUCCUCUUUACCUUAAAGUACCAUUUUUUCCUUAACUUCUUGCUUCCUAAAUUUAGCAUACACCAUUUUCCUCAUUCUCUUUUCCUCUAAUUAUUCUUCUCAACUUGUAUUCUUUCACUUUCUAUUUUUCCCUUUUUUUUGUUGUCUUCUUUCAUUAAAAAAGCUUAUUUUUUUAAGCUGGUUUCAUCUUAAUCUAUAUUUUUUUCUUCAUUUUUUUAUUUUUCUUAGCUGAAUUUGUAGUGGGUUGUUUCAUUUUCCUUCAAAUCUAGAUCAAGUUGUUUCCUUUAUUUUUUUCCUCCAUUGAAACAAGCUUAAGCUAUUUGGGUGAAGCCUGCUCUUUUACAUCUCUUGAACUCUAACUGAUUCCAUUUCCACCAUUUUCUUUGACCCUUUUGCCUCAAAAUUGUUUUCAGUUGUUUCUUUCUAAGCAAUGAUUCUCGUAGGAAAACCCCAUUUGAAGUUGCUUCAAUUUGUUCUGUUUCUGUUCUACCUUAAUUUUAACAGAAGUAGUUCUAAUCAGAUGGCUCCAAUGAACUGUACGGACACAAGACGAGUUUGCACAUCUUUCUUGGCCUAUAAGCCUCAACAGAAUCAAUCUUUGGGAGUGAUUCAAAGCAUGUUUGAUGUGUUACCAAGUGAUAUCACAGUUGAAGGAAAUGGUUGGGAUUAUAUAUUCAUAAGGAAGAAUUGUUCUUGUGCAUCUGGGAUCAAGAAAUACGUGUCUAAUACAACUUUUACUGUGAAAACCAAUGAAGGGUUUGUGGAUGAUUUGGUUAUGGAUGCUUAUGAUGGGCUUAUUUUGCUUCCAAAUACUUCAAGGAAGGCAAGGAAUGGUGCUGUUAUAUCAUUGAGGUUGUUUUGUGGCUGUUCUAGUGGAUUAUGGAAUUAUUUGUUGAGUUAUGUGUUGAGAGAUGGGGAUAGUGUUGAAUCUUUGGCUAGUAGAUUUGGGGUUAGUAUGGAUAGUAUUGAGGGUGUGAAUGGCCUUGAUGGUCCUGAUAAUGUUACUGUCGGUUCACUUUAUUAUAUUCCUCUUGAUUCUGUUCCUGGUGAUCCUUAUCCUCUGAAGAAUGCUUCUCCACCAGCUUCUGUUCCUACCCCUUCUGUCGAUAAUAUUUCAGGUGAUCAGGACAAUCAUAAAUAUCAUGUACCCUAUGGAUGGAUCAUUGGAGGUUUAGGAGUUGGUCUUAUUCUGAUAAUAUUAGGCAUAAUUCUCUGUGUUUGCCUGAGAUCAUCAAAUUGCUUUUCUGAUUCUCGAAGUCAUGAAAAAGAUGCUGAGGGAAAGGUCUCUCAUAAAUUCCAAAUUCUUCGGAAUCCAAGUUUUUUUUGUGGUUCUGGACGGUACAUAUGCGGCAAACAUGUUGACCAAAAGCAAACAGACGGCGACUCCAGCACUCACACGAUUACUGUUCCCAAAGCUUCAACACUAGGGCCAGACGUAUUUGACAUGGAUAAGCCGGUAGUUUUUGCAUAUGAAGAGAUUUUUUCCUCAACUGAAGGCUUCUCUGAUUCAAAUCUACUUGGACAUGGAACAUAUGGAUCUGUCUAUUAUUGCCUCCUUCGUGACCAGGAAGUCGCUAUUAAAAGAAUGACAGCUACAAAAACAAAAGAGUUUACAUCAGAGAUUAAAGUUCUGUGCAAGGUUCAUCAUGCUAAUCUGGUAGAAUUGAUUGGCUAUGCAGCUAGUCACGAUGAGCUUUUCCUAGUUUAUGAAUAUGCUCAGAAGGGUUCACUCAGAAGCCAUUUGCAUGAUCCUCAAAAUAAGGGUCAUUCACCACUUUCAUGGAUCAUGAGGGUUCAGAUUGCACUUGAUGCUGCUAGGGGACUUGAAUAUAUACAUGAGCACACAAAAGCUCAUUAUGUCCACCGUGAUAUCAAGACAAGCAACAUUUUACUUGAUGCUUCUUUUAAAGCAAAGAUUUCUGAUUUUGGGUUGGCGAAACUUGUCGGGAUAACAAAUGAGGGAGAUGUUUCAACUACAAAAGUUGUUGGUACAUAUGGAUAUCUUGCUCCGGAAUACUUGAGUGACGGCCUUGCAACAACCAAAAGUGAUGUCUAUGCAUUUGGUGUUGUCCUUUUUGAGACUAUAACUGGAAAGGAGGCCAUUAUUCGAACAGAAGGCAUGAUGACAAAAAAUCCUGAAAGACGAUCACUCGCAUCGAUAAUGUUGGCAGUUCUUAGGAACUCACCUGAUUCCUUGAGCAUGUCAAGCAUGAAAGAUUACAUUGAUCCAAAUAUGAUGAAUCUAUAUCCCCAUGAUUGUGUAUUUAAGAUGGCUAUGCUGGCGAAGCAAUGUGUGGACGACGAUCCGAUCUUACGACCUGAUAUGAAAACAGUAGUGAUUUCCAUCUCACAGAUUCUUUUGUCUUCUAUUGAGUGGGAAGCAACACUAGCUGGGAAUAGCCAAGUAUUUAGUGGACUUGUUCAGGGAAGAUAGGAAUCAAAUAAAAAGGGUAUAAAAAGCUUAGUAUUGUUUGCAUGAUUGUGAUGUAUCAAUAGGAGCAAAGACUUGUGAAUGACAUGUGGGUCAAUCAAUGUCUUCUUUUUGGCCAUUUACUUCCCCAAAUGUCUUGAAAGCUAUAUCUUGAUUUUACUUUUAGCUAUGUAGAAAAUUUUAGGAGUAAUUUAGAGCAUGUGGUGUUGGAGCUAAGGAAGAAUUUUAUUGCCUUGUGAAUUUUAUUUCAUGAGUUGUAAUUUUGACAGUAAUAUAUAUGUAUGUUUAUUCUCUCAAAAAAAAAAAAAAUGUAUGUUUAUAUUCUUUGAUUC
Medicago truncatula (barrel medic) is the source of this 2891-nucleotide messenger RNA. Its product is annotated as lysM domain receptor-like kinase 3. NCBI's taxonomy places the organism in Eukaryota, Viridiplantae, Streptophyta, Magnoliopsida, Fabales, Fabaceae. Bases 559 to 2562 code for a protein of 667 amino acids. Gene Ontology annotation, biological process: innate immune response; protein phosphorylation. The record is from RefSeq and is a predicted model, not a curated record. Gene Ontology annotation, molecular function: transmembrane receptor protein kinase activity; ATP binding. The transcript is spliced from 11 exons.